Molecule: messenger RNA, 1206 nt
Organism: Scheffersomyces coipomensis
Lineage: Eukaryota; Fungi; Ascomycota; Pichiomycetes; Serinales; Debaryomycetaceae
Exons: 1
Coding region: 251-1045 (264 amino acids)
Source: RefSeq, a predicted model, not a curated record
UAGCAGAUCGCCGAAAUUUUUUUUUUGCUUCUAUUGGCUUUGCCUAUUUUGUAACCGCUGAGUAUAAAUAGUUGCAAAUGCAAAAUUUAGAGUAAUUUUCUUUUAUUUAUACUUCUUUUUCCUUUUUCCUUUUUCCUUUUUCAUUCCUUAACUUAUUAUCUUCUUAAGAACAGUCUAUUGCAUUCUGCUUAUCAUAUAACUGUCAAUUAAUAUAUAAUAGUCAAACCAUCUAGCUAAAGAGAAUAAGAACAUGGCUCAUAUAUUACAAUCCAGUGCAGUUCAUAGUUUAACCGCUGGUCUUACCGCUGGUGCUUAUGUGUUAGAUAAGUUAAAUUUAAGUGAUAUUUUAGACUUACAGAUAUCUGCUGCUUCAGUUAUCCCACUUACCAACUAUCCCACUCAAUUUUUUGUUCGUCAAAAUAGAAAAGAUAAGCAAAGACAAAUUAGAGUCUUUGACGCUCAAGGUAACCAAGUUUAUUCAUUUGAAAGAUUAUCAUCCAUGAAUCCAGUUUGGACAAUGAUGACUUAUCCUCAAAGACAAGAGGUUGCUACUCUUUUUGUUGGUUUUACUUCAAGAGCUUUUGAUUUUCAUAAUAAAGUUGGUAUUACUCAUAGAGAUAUUAUUUCUGAUAUUAGUUUAAAAGGUGCAUUCAGAAGCUUUUACCUUAAUGAUGGUGCUAAAUAUUCUUGGACUACUGGUUCUAAAUGCUUGGAAAAAGUUAUUAAUCCAAAUGGGGGUAUUGAAGAAACCAGAGAAAGAAUUGCCAAAGUUAAGCUUAUGAGACAAUUUAAAUUAGAUUUUGAAGUUUUGGUUGAUGAAAGUAAAAUUGAUAAAGAAAUUGCUUUAGCAACUGCUUUUACUUCAAUGAUCACUCAAUGGGGUUAUGGUGAAGUUACUGGUACUAUUGGUCCUACUUUUGUUCCUAAAAGAACUUUAGAAGUUAAAGCUGCUCCACCUCAUAGAGAAGACGAAAAUAAAAUUGUUCUUGUAAUUGAGAAUGGUUCCAAUGCUGAGGUCAGUGUUGAACAAGAAGAAGAACUAUAAUUAUUGUUUUUUUUAUAUUAGAGAAUUUUACAAAACCUCAUAAAGAAUUCCCAUUGUAUAAAUUUCAUGGUUCCCUUACAACCUAAUUUAUCAUUGAUGUUUCUUUAUUUUUAAUUAUUUAAUUAAUAUAUUUGUUAUUUAUAUUACAAAAACAAACCAUU